Messenger RNA from Solanum tuberosum (potato), 1269 nucleotides. Its product is annotated as vitellogenin-A2-like. NCBI's taxonomy places the organism in Eukaryota, Viridiplantae, Streptophyta, Magnoliopsida, Solanales, Solanaceae. The coding region runs from base 103 to 1077 and encodes 324 amino acids. The transcript has 2 exons. The record is from RefSeq and is a predicted model, not a curated record.
CAUUUUCCUUAUAUAUAAUUCCUCUCUUCCCCUGUUUUUCUAAAACUAAAACUUUCAGUAUUUUCUCUUUAAGAAAAUUAUCGAACAGUUGGUGUGCAUAAAAUGGAAAAAGAGGUGAUGAUGCAAUCUCCGGCGCCGGUGGAUUUCAACAUCGACAGUGGUUGUACUACUCCUUACAUGAGUGCUCCUGCUCUAUUAAGUCCUCCACGUACUGCCACGUUGUUUUAUAGUGCACCUGCUAGUCCUACUCGGAUUUCCCCUCUUUACGAUGAAUUCAAUUGGGAAGAAAUCCCAAAAGAGAAAGAUAACCCAGAUGAAGAUUUUGCUUUUGAUUUCAGUGGGCAAUUGGAGAGGAUUUCGCUAUCAGCAGCUGAUGAGCUCUUUGAUUGCGGAAAGAUUAAACCUUUAAAACCACCUCCACGGUUUCAGUACGAAGGAAAACACAUGGAUUCUCCAAAAUCCCCGAAGAAAUCGUUCAUGGAAACAUUUUCUCCUCGACACAAAAAGAAAGAUUUUGACCCAUUUGUUACAGCUUUACAGAAACAGAGCCGAACAGAGAAACCCCAACAAAAUUCUUCAAAUUUAUCGCCUUUGAAAGUUUCCGACUUAUUAUUUGACCACGAAAGCAAUCAAGAAAACACAAAAAAAUCCGCCUCUGUUUCUUCUUCUUCUUCAUCAUCAUCUUCGUCCUCUUCGUCUUCAUCAGUUUCUUCAAUGAUCUCACUCUGGUCCAAAAAAUGGAAAAUCAAAGACUUAUUGCUGUUCCGAAGUUCUUCAGAAGGUCGACCAAGUAGUACAGAGCAACUAAACAAGUACGAAUUGUUGAAGAAAACCGAUGAAGAAGAUGUUAAAAAUUCAAGCUUUAGAUCAACAGAGAGUGUUAGAUCAAGAAAAAAAGGACCCAUUUCUGCCCAUGAAUUGCAUUACACGAUGAACAGAGCAGUAUCAGAAGAAAUGAAGAAGAAAACAUUUUUACCAUACAAACAGGGCUUAUUGGGUUGCUUAGGUUUCAAUCCAUCGCUGCAGGAUUCUGUUUCAAAAAGUGUCGCUAAUUCUAUGUCUAUGAGUCGCCGUUAAUACUUAAGAUUGUGUAUUUUUUUUUUGCCUUAAUUUUGUUAUUCAUUUCCUCUUGGAAAAUUAUUUUGUUACAUAUAUUUCUCUCUGGAAAAAUAUUUUUGAAAAUACAAAAGAGUUUCAUAUAUUGUGUAUUUUACAUGACUUUUUAUUGUGCAUAAAAUGUUCACUUCCAAAAUCCUCUUGCAUACACUU